Molecule: messenger RNA, 4662 nt
Organism: Dermacentor silvarum
Lineage: Eukaryota; Metazoa; Arthropoda; Arachnida; Ixodida; Ixodidae
Product: E3 ubiquitin-protein ligase RNF13
Exons: 9
Coding region: 225-1535 (436 amino acids)
Cellular component (GO): nucleoplasm; cytoplasm
Source: RefSeq, a predicted model, not a curated record
UCUCGCAAUGUGCUAUCACGUGGUUAUUCUAGUGCGGUUUUUUUUCCUGGUGAGGUUGGUUCGUAAACAAAUUUUGCCUUCGUGACUUUGUAUAUGUGCUUGCUAUCACCGUGCGUGAAUUGCCCCAACUAGAACUCGAAUGCGACUAGUAAAGGAAGACUUACUGGCUUGGACUCUCCCAUGCGACGACAAGGGCAGGCAGAUCCAUUUGUGCUGACGGUGUGAUGUUUCCUCACCGCAGAAUGCCGUGCCACAUCACCAUUCUCUAUGUAUACAGCAUCAUCAGCCUCACGGCACUUUUCCAUGCAACACUGGUUGCGGCAGAGAUUGUUGCCAUUCCUCACAGUAACUCCACACCAGGGAUAAAACACUUCUUUGAUCAAGAGCUGAGUUUCUCGGCUAUGGUGCCUGAUGAAGGAGUGCCUGGCUUGCUAACCAUAGCAUCACCUUUAGCAGCAUGUCAACCAAUUGCCCCUCCACCAUUUCCAUCCAAUGACAGUUUUGCCUGGUUCGUCCUGAUUGCCAGGUUUGAGUGCGGGCUCUCGGACAAAGCACGUUUUGCCCAAGAAGCAGGUUAUGAUGUGGCUGUGAUUUAUGACCGUAAAACGCACAAUAGUGGCCCCUUCGAUACCCACAUUACGCCAGAACCCAAGUACUACCCUAUCAGAGGAAAUGGCUUGAAGGACACAGAUGACCUUAAUAUUUAUGCUGUUAUUGUUAGUGAAGAAACUGGGAUUCGGCUCAAGCGGUAUACUUACAAAGACGAUUAUGAGGUGAAGCUUUACCCCGAGAGCUUCCAGAGCAUAUUCAGCUACCUGCUGCCCUUCCUAGCAAUUGUUGGGGUCUGCAUUAUUGGACUCCUAGGAUUUGUGUGGUAUGGUGGGUUGCCGCAGUUGGUACGCUGCAUUCGAGACUGGCGCAAGAAGAGGAAGUCCCGCCUGUCCCGCAAGUUUCUUAGGCAGCUGCCCACCACCAAGUACAAGAAGGGAGACAUAUAUGAGACAUGCGCCAUCUGCCUCGAGGAUUACGUUGAAGGGGACAAGCUGCGCAUUUUGCCUUGUGCACAUGCAUACCACUGCAAGUGCAUCAAGCCAUGGCUGCUGCACAACAGGCGUACAUGCCCCAUCUGCAAGCGCAAGGUGAUCCUUCCAGGCAUGAACCCCGACUCUGACUCAGAAACCGAAGACGAAGGGGCCAAUGCCACAGAGCGUACACCACUGCUAGCGGGCUCUGGUGGUGGUGGCGGUGGAACUUUCGGUGGCACGUCUCCACUGUUGCGCCAGCCAACAGAGGCUGCGGCCACAAUGCGGGGCUCCUCUAACUGCCCUAUUCUACACACGGCGAGCUUCCACCAAGAAGACAGUGGCAUGCCAACUAGUAGCUCGUGCCCAACACAUGUUAGCACGGCACACUCCCUAAACCGGGAUGUCGACAGCAGCAGCAACAUCAGCAGCGGUGCUGAAGAUGAAGUGCAGGUCAGGCCUGGCCGUUCUGCAAGUACACAAGGGGAAAGCCAGCACCACUUGCGGUUGUAGUGUAUAAAGUGCAAGGAUAGGAGUUACCUUUUGCAGGCAGGGCAAUUUCCAUGCUCCUCAGUAGUUUUAUACCUUCUGAAGUGUGCAUUUCUCACGCAACAAUAAUUGCCUUCAUUCUCGCGGGCAUUUCAUGUGCCUGAAUUUCGGGCUAGCUGGUACAGUUGCUUGUUGGUGGUUCAAAGAUGGUGCAGAUGCCAGCUUGUCGUGUGGCCUAGUUGCUUGCGUUUGCGGCUUCCUUGUGCCAUAGUUUUGCGACAAGCAUUACUUCGUGUGCAGUGCUUUGCCUGUCACUAAGACUUAGAUGGGGAUGGCGAUAUUUAUGAAAAUGUGGCAUGCACCACGUGCCAUGGGAAGGAAGUGUAGGAUUGAAAUUACAUUGGUUGUUGCGGGAUGAAAGUGCACACCAUAAGGUUUAAAAUCAUGACUGCAGGGAGCAUGUAGAAUUCUCAAACCAACCUGGUAGCGGUACGCUAAUAUAUGAGGUCUGUAUCUGUAUAGCUGUCUGCGCACUUGUUUUAGCGGACACAGAAAGAACCUGGGCUACACAACAUGUGAGGCUGGUGUCAUUUUAAUGUUCUUUUUUAUUGUGCUAGCCAUUUUGCAGUCAUUCAGGUUGUGGAAAUACAUGUGUGUUCUCCACAGCCAACACUACAAUCCCCCCCCCCCCCAAGUCCCAUUUGGCACCUUUUCAACCUGCUGCACUGCUCUUGUGUGGUGGGAGUCUAGAGGUAAUCUCGUGAAGCAGUCUGUAUGCCAGUUAUUAAUACUAAUCCUAGUUAGCCUUUGGAAAUGGCAGGAGGCAGGUGUUCUGAAUAUUGCUGUUAAAGCAUUGCAUAAGUACUUGCAGUGCAGUUAAGGUUAGCAAUAUCUUGCAACAAUGCCAUUUGCUUCAUCUGUACUUGUAGCAUGCGACAGGUAUUUGCUGCACUGAGUGGCGUGUGCAAACACUUGACAUUUACUCUCGGCAGACUUUUUUUUUUUUUGUGAUGCAGUGUUGAAAGGCAAUAAUAGAGGGUGUAUGGGGCAAUUUCAGAAAUGAAUUGGCUUAGUGGAAGCCUCAGUCUGCAAGCUCACAGCUGUGUUAGGUGAUUAACUUUGUAACUAUCUUCCCACUGGAGUUGGAAAUGUGCAUGGUGUGUAACGUAAUGGGCACCCAUGGUAUUGACGGGUCUAAAGAUAACCGAUCUGGAACAAGUGACGCACUCCGUGUGUGUGCGUCAUGCUGCCUUUAUUGUUGUAGCACCUGGAGUCUCUUAAGCUAGUAGAUUCUUGACCGUACAAGAGCUUGCACUGUCAGCUUGUGUUGUGUGAUCUGCAAGGGUUUCUACUGGUGUGUAAAGUUGCCAAGGUUCUUUUGUUUGAACUGAACCGUGCGUUUGAGAGCAAAAUGUCACAUUUCUAGUAGCUGUUGUAUGUGAUAUACGGUGUAUAUUGAGGCCAUUGUUUUUGUGGCAACAUUAUGUGUGUGUGAUUGUAAUAUUUGUCAUCAGUUUUGUUUCUGCUUUCAGUAACUCGCACACUAAUGAUAGGCAUCAAAGUAGUUAGGUUACUCCUGGUAGUUCUGAGGUGAUGGGGAAUUUUGUUGCGAACUUCAUCCUUUGGUGUGUCAUUUAUGGCCUACUAGCAUGUUUGCUGUGUGUGCUAGUGCAGAAACUUGCACAUUGUGAGCGGUAAUUUUGCGCAUUCAUUCAUAAUUCAUUGUCUGUAUAUCUCUCUUUUUUGUGCAAACAUCCAGCAGCCAGUUGUGUGAUGAUUUUUAAUAUAUUGUGAAGUGAUGAUGGGAGCAAAUAUAUUGCCCAAGACAUGUACUGCGCUGCCAGUAAAUUUGUCGCGUGGGCAUCUGUGUCACUUCAUUUGUCUGUAGAUUUUGCUUAUAAAAAGCAGCAACAAUGUUGACUUUGCAGCCUUUAUGAGAUGCAUCGCUUCUUAGUGGCACCAGCACUGCAUAUUGCUGGCAAGUGCAAUUUUACUCCUUGUGAUCAGUGGUGUUUCAUUUUAGCUUUGUUAAGAUUAUAUUUCUUUUGUUUGUGUGUAGUUUUUCAAAGCAACUGUAAUCUGCAAAGUCUUAGCUUUACUUUGCAGAACAUGAUGUCCCUCCAACAAUUAGGCAUCCGCAGUGUAACCUUGCACACCUGUGCGUAUUUUGGAAUACUGACUGACGACCCCGUCGUAUCCUUCGGGAGUUUGUGUAUAUACAGCUGCAACUUGCUUAGACAGUAGUGUGUUAGGAGAACUCUAUCGAAGUAGAGCAUUUGCUACCAUUUCACAUGCCACUUCAGCGAUUGUGUCGCACCACUGUGCGAACUGCAAUACAUGUUUUCCAUUGCUUGUCCCAAGUGGCCUCUGCAGCCACAAUGGUUCUCUGAUGAUUGCUAGGCAAAUCAAGUGUGAAUGAAGAGCUUAAAGGUAUUGCUGUAAUGGCAGCUUGCUUGAUUAAUAACGCCAAAGCUCAUAAUUUUUUCUCCCAUCUUUCGUUGAGUAUUUUUAAACAUAAUAGUGUGAUUUAGCCUGAAGUAUACUGCGUUGCGAGAGAAACAGACAGGUAGAGCAGCAUUGCUGGAGAUGUGACACACUCGUUCAACCACAGCACGUUGUAAACAUCCUUGUGCUACUACGUAUGUGAAAACAAAGAGCAGAUGAGUAGUUGCUUGUUGUGGUGAGGAUUUGGUUGGAACUCAUUGCCUCGAGACGAUUCUAGAGAUACUGUCACUGUCUGUGUAUCCCGUAUUGUGUUGUACUGUUGGCUGAUACUCUCCAACGAGUGCUUUUUUUUAAUCUGCAGCCUUGUCCGACUACCUUCUUGUCUCUUGGGAGUGUCUUGAUUUUGGGCUGCAUGUGAAGUGGUGCUGCAUUGCUUUGUUACUAGAGUAGACUCUGCUGUGUACAAUGUGUUUUGUAUAAUGCACAAACUUUUUUUUUUUUCUUGUGGGGCUCCUUUACCGAUAUUGGCGCUAGUCAUUGCUCUUUCUGACAGGCCCUAAGUAGAAAAAAAGUCAUGCUGAUAAACUAGCUGCCCUCUUGGCUGAUUAACAAUGCAUGGUAUUUCUCUUGGGGUGCAUUCUUGAAGCUUGAAACGAGUACCACAGUUGUUUUUCCAGAACAUGAAAAUAAAUGUUUAUUUAAAUUA